AUGACGAGACCGCGGCGCUCCUCCGCCGCAAGCGACGAGAGCAAUCUCACCGCGCGUGACCAGGAGCUGGGUAGUAUGUACGACUAUCUGGCCAAGAUCAUAUUGCUUGGACCUAGCGGGACGGGCAAGUCCUGCUUGCUACAUCGCUUCGUAAAGAACGAGUGGAGGGUCCUCUCGUCACAGACCAUCGGCGUCGAGUUCGCGACCAAGAUCAUCAAAGUCGGCACAGGCGCAAGGAGGAAACGGAUAAAGCUACAGCUCUGGGACACCGCCGGCACCGAGCGCUUCCGGUCCGUGUCUCGCUCCUACUACCGCGGCGCCGCGGGCGCCAUCCUCGUCUACGACAUCACAUCGCACGCAUCCUUCCACUCCCUACAGCCCUUCCUCAACGAUGCGCGCGCCCUCGCCUCCCCGAACCUGACCCUCGUCCUCGCCGGCAACAAGCUCGACCUUGCCGACAGCAACGCCCUCGUCGACACGUCCAUGCCGCCGCCCACCCCCUCCAGCUACAGUUCCUCCAACACGAUAACAGCGCCAGCGGGCGCCGGCGCCAGCAGCUACGCUUCGUACUCGGCGGCGAGCGUGAGCAGCACGACGAGCAGGAGCACGAUGGCGACCAUGACAGACCGGGACCCGUGGGGCGGCGGGUUGUCCGGCGGGGCGACCGGGCACGAGCAGCGGGCGACGAUCGCGCUCGAGGGCCGCGAGGUGUCGGCGACCGAGGCGAGCCGGUGGGCGAGCGGCGUCAACGUCCCCGUGACGAUGGAGGUGAGCGCGCUCAACGGGGACGGCGUCGACGAGGUCUUUGGCCGGCUCGCCAGGAUGAUCCUCACCAAGAUCGAGCUGGGCGAGAUCGACCCGGACGAUCCCAUGAGCGGCAUCCAGUACGGCGAUGCCGGGGGGCUGUGGCACAGCGGCGCGAGCACCGACGGCGCCAGCAUCAAGAGCUCGCUGACCACGGACGACAUCGGGGCCGGGGGCGGACGGCGGAGGGGACGGGGCAGGGGCAAGAGUAGGAGCCAGUGGGGAAUGGGCGGCAUGAGGGACUGGGAAGAGGUGUUCACGCUGAGCAAUCGCAGGAGCAGGAGGGGUUGUUGCUGA
This is a messenger RNA of Diaporthe citri, 1101 nucleotides long. RefSeq lists its product as uncharacterized. The transcript is spliced from 4 exons. The record is from RefSeq and is a predicted model, not a curated record. Gene Ontology annotation, molecular function: GTPase activity; GTP binding. Gene Ontology annotation, biological process: regulation of endocytosis. Bases 1 to 1101 code for a protein of 366 amino acids. Gene Ontology annotation, cellular component: endosome. Lineage: Eukaryota; Fungi; Ascomycota; Sordariomycetes; Diaporthales; Diaporthaceae.